Molecule: messenger RNA, 2467 nt
Organism: Pantherophis guttatus
Lineage: Eukaryota; Metazoa; Chordata; Lepidosauria; Squamata; Colubridae
Product: neuritin-like
Biological process (GO): nervous system development; neuron projection extension
Cellular component (GO): plasma membrane
Source: RefSeq, a predicted model, not a curated record
CAGUGCUAAUCUUCCUCUGAAGUCUGUCUCUGUCUUGUUGGGUGGCAGAGCCAAACCAGACAGUUCUCGAGGUGCAGAUGACGGGCAGUUCUCUUGGCAGUGGGCUUGUUCUGCCCUGUCCCUCUUUUUUCUUCCCUGCCUCCUUCGACCCGCGACGUCCCCCGCCGUGUCCGUCUCGCGUGGCUGAUCCGCAAAGCAGACCUGGGCAAGGUCUGCCCUGCCCUCGGCGCCAGAGAGCCCGACCUGAGCGAGGGCAGAGGCAGAGCAAGCGCGCUCCGAAGGGGAAUCGUGGCACUUUUCCCCCCGCGUGGCGUGGAGGCUCCCGCGGAGUUUUGCCAGGGUCAACUCCCACCUUGACUUUCUCCUCGGGAGGUCGAGAAGCCCCUCGGGUCCUCCCCAGGGAAGAGGAAUGGGAGGGCUGCCGGUGGCGGCGACCCAGUUUACCCGGAGCCCCUAAACCAGGCAGCCACAGCGGAGACAAUGGCACUUCGACCCGGCACGGUCCUGCUACUCAUCACUCUGGGGUACUUGCUCAAGUUACUGACGGCAGAAACUCAGUGUGAAAAUAUUUAUCAAGAUUUCUCUGGCUGCAUCUUAAAAUUAGGAGAGAACAUGGCUAGAUAUGAAGAAGAAGCUGAAGAAGACAAAGUGAACCAGAGUCUGCUGCAAGGAUUGCAGGUUGUUUGUGGAUAUUGGAAUGAAUUUCAUAAUUGUGCGAUGGCUACUCUUUGGGUGUGCCAGAAGGAGAUGGUGACUGUCUGGGAAAAGUUGAAAAGGGAAUCUAGAAAAAUCAAAUUUGAAGGCAAUCUUUUUGACCUCUGCAUCUCCAGUAACUACCAGAAUUUACCCUCAUCCCAGGUCCCAACCCUUUUUUUAUUAGGCAUCACUCUGAUGCUCAUUUGGUUCAAUUUAUGAAGGCAACAGAUCUGUGAUUUUGUACAAAUGAACAUAUGCUUUUUUCCCAUUAAUAUUUGGAAAAUAUUGUUUGUGGUGGUUUUUUUUCUUUUUUAGUGAAUUUUUGAUUGUGGUAACAGAAUUUCCUAAUAUUUAAUUUUUCCAGUGAGGUCAGUUGUAAAUAUGGUAAGCGUUCCAAUUGAAUUUUGACAAUCAAAAGUUGUGCAUGCCUUAAGGAUCUCAAAAUUAAAUUACUAAAUUACAGCUUGCAUAGGAAACUGUGGCAUAAGUGGAAUGGUGUCACUAAUUUUUGUAUCUUGACCUGCUAAUUAGGGUUUGCUUUGGUAAACAUUUCAUUCCAACUGUUGUACUGAUUUCUACAUUUAAAGAACUUUUUAGCAACUUUCUUUUUGUAUAUAGAUGUAACUCCUGUAAUUAAUAGAUUUGCAAUUUUAGGAAAGAAAAUGUUGAGGAACUCAAGAGGGUAGCAAGAGGUUUUAAAAUAACUGGAUUCUCUCAGCAGAACAUGAUGGUUUUAUUACCUACCUAAAAUGAGCUCCCCAAAAUAUCCAAAGGAAGAUUACAGACUGAUGAUUGACUUUUUUUUUUUUUUUAAUUUGAUUUAUAUGCCGCCCUUCUCCGGAGACUCAGGGCGGCUUACAAUGCGUUAAGCAAUAGCCUUCAUUCUUUUGUAUAUUUUAUACAAAGUCAGCUUAUUGCCCCCACAAACUGGGUCCUCAUUUCACCUACCUUAGAAAGGAUGGAAGGCUGAGUCAACCUUGAGCCUUGGAGAGAUUCGAACCAGCAGAAAUUGCAGGCAGCUGUGUUAAUAACAGGGUGCAUUAAACCACUGUACUAUCAAGGCUCUACUUGUUAUAGAGGUAUUUAAAGGAAUGAUUAGUCAUGCAAGAGAUUUACAUUAUGUUGGUAUAUGACUUCAGAGCUAAAGAAGAUUGACCAAAACCCUGAGGUAGCUUAAGGCCGGGGUCUCCAACCUUGGCAACUUUAAGACUUGUGGACUUCAACUCCCAGAAUUCCUCAGCCAGCUCCCAUUGAAGUCCAUAAGUCUUAAAGUUGCCAAGGUUGGAGACCCCUGGAGCCUUAAGGAACAACCCAUCUACAUAUGUUUGCAAGGAAUAAUGCUGUGAUACUCCUUUUCCUCCAUUCCUGACAACUACUUUUUCCUCCUACCUGAACUUCCCCUGAAUGUUGCGAAAUACAAUGUGUAUUACAGUAAAUAUUUCUGAAAUGGAAAGAAAUAUUUAGUGAGAAGUAAAUAUCUUGCAAUUUUCUAAGGAAAACUUCUGUAUGGCAGGUUGGGUGGAUGUUCAGAGAAUCACCUGAAUGAAGUAUGAACUUUGCUGUAAAAUAACAAUGAAGAAAUAUGGAACUGACUGUUCAUUGCUGCUCUGGGUAUCCCUUAUAACUGCCUAUUUGGGUUGAGGCUUGCGGGAAUUGCAGUUCAACUUUUGAAGUUCCCUACAUUCCUUUGGGGGCGCGGUGGCUCAGUGGCUAAGAUGCUGAGCUUGUUGAUCGAAAGGUCGGCAGUUCAGUGGUUUGAAUCCCUAGUGCC